CCUGGGCUCCGUAUAAACAUGGCCGUCAAGUCCUUCAUAACGUCAGGCACUGCGUUUGGCUGACUUGGUUAGCCUUUGAGGAAGUCACCGAGGGUUACCAACACAGUAACAGGUGUAAAGAAAAUGUAGACGCGCAGUUGGGUCCUGGAAUUUGUUUGUAGUUUCAUCUCUGCGUGGGGACGACAUUUCUAAACUUCAUGUAGUACUUUUUUGCUAGCUAGCUAACAGAGCUAACGCCGACGUCUCAACAUUAACUUCUGUCAACUUUUUUUCAACCAGCUAGCGUAAUCUGCUACUUGACUGCUGAUCCAAAUGGAGGAGUGCCGUCGGUCGCCCUGGUUGUCUCGAUAAAUAUUUUACAGACGGUCGUCUUGGAUUAACUCAGCUGAAGUCUGAACUAAACUUUCUUCGAGGCUUUCUUUUGUUUUGUUUUUUUUUUCUUCUUCUUCCUACUCGCCAGCCGCCCGUUGAGGAACAUCGCAGAGAGGAGGGCGGACAUAAACAAUGUUUUCUGUCAAACCCACGAAACCCACCUUCAAGUCUUAUCUUCCACCUGUACAGACUGAUGUGAAGAAAUCUAUUGAACCUCCUAUUAAAAAGUUGGAGCCGAAGUUACUUCCAGGGGAGAUAGUGGUGAAUGAGGCAAACUUUGUGAAGAAAUGCAUCAGCAAUGAAAGCAACCAGGAUGACCUUUGGGGGAAGUUGAUAUGCACCAACUUUAAGGUUUCCUUCAUCCCUCAAGAUGCCCCACUGAAGCAGACGCCCCAGUUGUCCCACCUACUUCUUGGAGAGCAUGACAUCCCACUCACUUGUCUGGAGCUGGUAGAAACGGUGAAUGAUACAAAGGGGAAGAAGAAAGUGUUGGGCUCAAACCAGAAGCUGAAAUUCAACCCCUCUGAGCUCAUCCUGUACUGCAAAGACCUGCGUAUCAUAAGGUUCUGCUUCGAUGAGGCCGGACCUGAUAGCGCCAAAAAGGUUUGCCUCGCUAUUGGCCACUAUUCACAUCCAGCUGAUCUUCAGCUUCUGUUUGGUUUUGAGUAUCAAGGACGACGAUACCAUGAAACUAAAGGGGGGCGAGCUAAUGGUUCCACUCCAAGAGUCGGGUUACAGACGCCCACUUUUGGCUGUCCAUCUGACUGGGACCGUGAGAUCAAGAGAACGGGUGCUUCAGAGUGGCGGGUGUGCUCCAUCAAUGAGAACUAUGCCAUCUCACCAAGUCUCCCUGAGUACAUCGUGGUCCCAGUUUCUCUAGCAGAUCAAGAUCUAAAGCAGUUCUCGUCAUUCUUCACUGACAGACGCAUCCCCCUCUGGUGCUGGAAUCACCCUAAUGGAGGUGCUCUUGUCCGCAUGGCCAGCAUAACUGAUCCACUGCAGCAGAGGAAGAUUGAGAGGAUCUUCACUGCCAUCACAAAAAGCCACCCUCAGCGCAGUGAAGUGUUCAGGUCUGAUCUGGACAAGUGUCUGCCGAACAUCCAGGAGAUCCAGAGCGCCUUUGCUAAAAUCAGACAGCUCUGUGUCCUAGAUCCUUUUGAGGAGUCUGAAGAAAAGUGGUUUUCGUUCAUCGAAAACUCAAGAUGGCUGGAGUACGUCAGGAGCUUUUUAAGGCACUCGACUGAGAUAGUGUACUACCUGGAAGGAAAGAACGCCCCGGUUGUUCUCCAAGAGGAAGAAGACAGAGACCUAAACUGUGUAGUGUCCUCACUGGUGCAGCUCAUGCUGGACCCUCACUAUCGAAGCCUCAGUGGCUUUCAGAGUUUGGUGCAGAAGGAGUGGGUGAUGGCUGGCCAUCGCUUCUUGGAUCGAUGCAAUCACUUAAAGAAGAACUACAAGGAGGAGUGCCCACUGUUUGUGUUAUUCCUGGACUGCGUGUGGCAGAUGAUGAACCAGUAUCCAGCUGCGUUUGAGUUCACAGAGACUUAUCUGACUGUACUGAGUGACAGCAUGUGGAUCCCACUCUUCAGUACUUUCCUCUUCAACUCUCCGAAACAGCGCGCUCUGCACUUGAUGGAAUUUGCCAAGUCUAAAGCUAUCCCUCAAGGAGAAGACCAGGUUGUGUAUUUCCCUCCUGUCUGGGAGUGGUCACAGCAGUUCUCCACCAAAGAUCAAACCUUGUUUAACAACCCCAUGUACAUAGGCAAAGGAGUUCAGAAGGGGGAAGUGAAAACCUUCAGACGCACAAAGCAGAAAAGCUACAGUUCCACGGUGCGUGGAGCUACCACAUCUGUGCGUAAUGGACUGAAGGGCGGAGAAGAUGCACUGCCCCGGCGGGGCUCUCUGGUGUCGGAGCUGAAGCCCGAUUUCUCACCAGUGAAAGAUGAAAGCCCCUCCGAGCGCUUCUUCAGGGACUGGUUCUCUCGACCUGCCGACCUGCAGGGCCUCCUUAUUCCACUGCUCAUGCCGUCACACGUGGUUCUCUGGAAGCUCUUCUUUCUGCGCUGGGUUCCUGAAGUCUGCAUUCCCAGUGGUGGCCCUAUCACCGCCUUCCACAAGCUCUCUCAACUGGUUGAUGAAAUAGAUAUAUUGCAGAGCCAACUCAGGCAGUACAAGGCACCCGCCCAGGGCAGCAUGCCACUCCCAAGCCCGAGUGGGCCCCCUUCAGACCAAAGGAGAAUGUAUUUUAAAGCCAGUUCUCCAGACGACCCCCCUACAUCAACAGACUGCCUUACCUCUUCCUUUCCUUUCACCCCAGCUGGAAACCUGUGCCGCCGCACUGUCUAUGGGACUCCCAUAAGCAAAUUUCUGAAUGGGGCGAAGAUCUGGCUCUCAACAGAGACUCUUGCUUAUGAUGCUGUCUGAGGACGCGGGGUUUUAGGGGUUUUAAGGGCUCUGAGCCCAGUAGAGGCUUUUGUAACAACUAAUCAUAUUAUUUUCUUUUACCUCUUUCUUAAAUACCAGGAAGACAACUGAGAAACCGAAACAUGCCAUCGUGGACUUCUGAUUUUAAAUUAUUUAUAAGCUAGAAUUUGCACCAUUGAUGCUGCAUCCAAAUCUGAGGUUGUUUCUAAUUUGAAGUGUCACAGCAGGGCCUUUGGCAUAAAAAUAACAGGGAACACAUGCUUGCUAAUCGCUUUAAUGAAGGUUUUGUUCUGUUCACAUACAGAACAUAUGUUAAUGUGACCUUUGUUUUGCUACUGUGUCAAAAUGGCUCUUGUGAGAAAGGUCUAUUGUUGAUGACAGUUGAGGAGUUCGUAUGUUUUGGAGCACGUCGUCUUACAAGCCAGUGAGUUGUUCCUGUGGUCUCAUUUUAUCUUUUUUAUUUUUUUUUUUUACAGUGGAUGUGUUUUCUUGUCUUCUUGGAUCUUUCUAUAACUUUUCUAAGAUAACUGCUCUGAUUGCUGAGCCACUUGUCCCAUAUGAAUAUUUCUGUCUGAGAUUUUUUACUGUGGGAUUAUGAUCUACAUAUGAUUCCCUAAAUGGCUUAAAGCAAUAACUGAAAUUCAACAUAUUAAUGUAUGUGUCAUUUAAGUCUCCCGUUUUCUUUAAAUUCUAAUUAGUCGGACUUCUCCACUGAAAUUGAAUAAUGAUAUUUAACAUUAGAAAGUGCCCAUUUUUAUUGCAGCAGCAAUGAUGCAUUUCAUUUAGCACUGAAGUACUCAGUCUGUGUGUGCCUUCCAGCAAAGUUAAUCAAAGAUGUAAUUAUUUUUUUCAGAAAGAGUAACAGAAAAUAACACUGCUAGCAGGUUUUCUACUAGGUGGUUAAAAGUUUAAUUAUCGGGCCCAGUUGAAUGUAAUAGGGAUAUUUUUGUUGUUUUUUUCCUUGCACAAACGUACUACUGUUUGCUACAAGUGCCCAUAGUUUAAUGGAUGUUUGGGGGGAUCACUCUACGUAGCAGAUGGUGUGAUUUCAGGGUCUAACUUUGCAGAUUUACUAUUUCUAAAGCAGCAAUAUGGGCCUUUAUUUUUAGCAUUGUAUUGCAGAUGAUGCUGAGGGGAAGUGGAGCUGUGAGGAUUCCAAUCUGUGGUAGAUAGUUCCUCUUUUCUUUCGAAGAGACUUUAUUAGAGGCCUUCUGGUAAGGCUCCUCAGAUUAGCAGCAGCUGAAUGGGAAUAUAUUUGAAAGUAAAGGGACAGAUGAAGGCUUUGACUCGAACCAGUUCCUAGUUUAGUAUAUUGGAUUUCAGACACUAGAGUUUCUGAUCCAGUGAGGGGGCUGCAGUUUUAAGACAGCACAUAAAAAAAAACAUUAGCAAUAAGACACGUAGAUACCAGCUGUCACAGGACCAGUUGUCCAUUCUACAGCAGUAGUGAUAGUUGAGGAUGAAAAGCCCUGAAUGUCUGAUGGAUUCACUGUUGAACAUGUGGUAUGUGUGUCCUUACUUAAUUAAUUCUACUCAACAUAGACGACAAGAAUUUAAGUUACUGAAUAUUCAGUUAGGAUACUAAUAGUGAAGCUUAUACACAAGGGCCAUUAUUGUUGAAUUAGGGAGUAUUCUUGGGACAUAUAGACAACCAGCUAGGGACUAGGAACUAGGGACUGGUUGGAGGCACAGCUGGGAAAAUUGAUCCAGUGCCCCAUAAAACUGGUAAGAAACUAUCACUGUGCAAAAUCUUAAUGUCUUAAAAAUGAUAAUGCAGCAUUUAAUGUCAAACCCUUUGUAAUUGUGCUUACGAGACCACUGGACAGACUUCAUAUCUGACCUUUUAUUGCAAAGGAGUAUUGAUCCAGCAAUACUAGAUUGACCAUCUUCCAGUGACAUACGGUGAACUUGUGAUUCUCUAGCAAUAACUAGUUCAGGUGUUUCUUAGUAAAGUGUAUAAUGUGAGUGCAGACUUGCUCUCCUAAAUGCUAUUAAUUGCACAUUUUACUUAGUAUAUAGGAUAGGAGGUUGAGUAUAAUUUUGGCAAAUAUUAUAAAUACUGUAUAUGCUUGAAAAUCUUUCAAUUAAUAUUUUUGAUUAAUGGUACUAAAUACCUUUUAUCCUUGAUUUAGUCUUUAUAUUUUAUGGAGAUAUAUUUAUAUUCUGUGUGUUUCCCACUAACUCAUGAUGUUUGUUGGACUCUGCUGUGAUUGUAUGAUGGCCGUGCUUCCGCUGUGGCACAGUUUGAACGUGAUCGGCAGCAGAUGUAUAUAUAUUCAGAUAUGCAAAUGUUCUCGGAGAGGGGUGCAGCUGUUACUGCACAUCCUCAGUGCCUUUUUUGGGGAGAAGAUUGACCUUUUUUUUGUAACUACAUUCUAAAAUCUGUUGACUUAUUUUAGUUUUCUAAAACGGAGGAUUUUGACCAAUUCUGUAAAUCUAGUUAAAUUCAGAGGUACUGCACUGAAGCUGUUUUUUUCCUAGCGGAAAAUAAGGUUCAAAUGUGUACCAGUAACCAAUCAUUACAGUAGUUUUCAAAUGAA
Molecule: messenger RNA, 5336 nt
Organism: Mugil cephalus (flathead mullet)
Lineage: Eukaryota; Metazoa; Chordata; Actinopteri; Mugiliformes; Mugilidae
Gene: mtmr10
Product: myotubularin related protein 10
Exons: 16
Coding region: 505-2796 (763 amino acids)
Source: RefSeq, a predicted model, not a curated record